ACGGCAUUGGGGUUGAAUCGCAUUAGGUGCCCGCACAUGCCCCACCAUAGUUCUCGCUUGGAAUGGAGAGUUGGGAAACAAACAGAAAAGCUGAAUUUUAGUAUAAAACAAAGAGGCCCAAAACCAAACAUGCAACCUCUUCUUCAUUUUUAUAUGCUCCUUCUUCUUUUCUGGACUCUUCAGACUACCUUAUAACCAUAAAAAAGCAAAGAAACAAAUUAGAUUCACAGUCGGAGAGAAGAGAGUAGCAACAGACGCUGGGAAGCUUACGCAAUAGUGGAAUCGAUUUAGGGUUUCGUCCACUAAUGCGAUUGAGGAAGCUGAGGCCGGCGCGCAACGAAGAAGAAGAAGUACAGCGCGAAUCGAAGGAGAAGCUGAAGGUUUCGUUGUCUGCUGCGAUGGGGGAAACUGACUCCGGCGCGCGACUUCGAAGAAAACGAACAACGCGACUUCGAAGGAGUUUCUGGGACAAGGGGUUCAAGGGGGUAGCAUGGCUGGCUCCAUCUCUCCCUGCUCUCUGCUCUCUGAUGAGUUUGAACGAAAAUGGUGGAACCAAGUGGAAGGUGAAGAACUCUCGAUGAAGGAGAAGGGUUUUUGGGUCUGCGAAUGGAAACUAACCAGAUUGAUUUUACAAUUUUGUUUUAUUAAGUGGGCUCUGGUUUGGUUCUGGGUCGGGUUGGGUUAAUUUAAUGGGUUGGGUCAUGGGUGUAUGACAUGACGGGUUUAAUGACGUGGCGGGUCGGGUUUGACCAUUACCGGCCCAAAACGACGCUGACUAGGCGCUCCUGUUAGCCACGUCAGCACUUAAAGGACUCCACUAACGGAGUUGGACGGAGGCUAACAGAGAGUGACUAAGCGUGACGACCAGUUUUAGUAAUUCGAGUGACCAAAUUUGAUAUGGUCAUGGUUCAAAUCCUAAACAUUUUUAGUUUCCUUUCGAAAUUCUAUAGUUUUAUUCCCGAAUCAGUGAUGUGCAAAUGGCGAAUUGCAGUCAUCUCUUUUCUUUCAUUAUUUUUUAUUUUCAAAUAGAAAGUUUAAAAGUAAAGAAUAAUUAGAGUUUGUCAUGGGUCGGUCAAACAUGCUGAAUUUCAAGUUUUGGCCCGUUUUGAUCAAGUCUAAUUUAUAAUCACAUGGUUCCCUGAUACCCAAUAAAAAUCUCAAUCCAAACCAGUUUGGCAGGUUAGUCCGUGUUUACCACCAUUUUCUAUUCCUAUCCCAAAUCGUGUUGUUCAUUCUUGAUUUCUUUAGAUUUUAUCAUGGUUUGGCAAAAAACCAGAAAGCACAAUGAUGACAAGAUGAAAGUUUUAUAAAACAAAUUAAUCGGCCAACGGGCCGAGUAAAAGCUAGCAACGACUGUGAGAUGCUCAUUUCCCGAAAAUCGGCGGGAUAUGCGAUUUUUUAUUCGAUUUUCUGGAAUUCGGUUUCUUUAAAACUUACUCCACCUCAUCAUAUUACCAGAAACAAUAUUGCUUCACAAAGUAACAGGUAUUUGAUUUUGGUUCAUAAGGCUGAUUUUUUAUUCGUUGCAUCAUUCAUGUCUCUUUCCUACUAAAAUUCACUAUUUUUA
Linum trigynum is the source of this 1567-nucleotide messenger RNA. The record is from the annotation of a GenBank genome assembly. NCBI's taxonomy places the organism in Eukaryota, Viridiplantae, Streptophyta, Magnoliopsida, Malpighiales, Linaceae.